AUGAGGAUGAUCAGAUUCGCUUUACAAUCUGAUACCUUUCGCCUAGUGAGUUUGUGUACUACCGUAAAGGAGAUUUGGGAAAGUCUUAAGGAGUUAUAUUCCACCGAUGAGGAUCUUAAGCAUUCCAUCCAAACUCUUGUACUUUCGGAGUUUGGUGACUUCAAGCAAAAGCCAGAGGAAAGUCUUGUUCAAACAUUCAUUCGUUACAACCAUCUUCUCAGUAAGAUGAUUAAGCACGGUUACCAGGGAAAUCUUGUAGGAAUUCUCAAGUCACAUGAAAGUGUUGUGACAAAAGAAUCAAAAGUUGUCUCUAGUUUGGGCUCUUUGGCACUCGUGGCUAAAGGUAAAUCUGUGGCUGAUGAAGAACCUGAGACUGAUCUCUCGGAAUGUGAUCUUACUAGUGAAGAGUAUGCUUUAAUGGUGUCUAACCCCAAGCGGUUCGCAAGGAAGAAAUUCCCUUCUGCCAAGAACCGAAACUGGCAAGGAAGUUAUAGCUCCGAGAAGGCGAAGGAUGAGAUCAAAAAUACUCUCCAGAAGGAAGAAGAGAAGAAAGAAGGAAAAUUAGGAGAAGAUGAUGAAGAUUACUUCAUGCACAAGUUGGAGGAAAUCAAGAAAAAGAAAGACAAUGAUAAAUCUAUGUCUGCUUUGAUUGUACAGGAAGAUGUCGCAGAAAACGAGUUUGGAGGAGUAGAAGUUUGGUCUAGUGACUCGGAAGAUGAAGAAGUUCGUAAGACCACACUUGGCAUGGCAUUUGUUGUGAGGGAAGAAGGCUCUAAGAUUGUCGACAAAUGUUUGAUGGGAACAGAUGAUUAUGAGACUGGCAACAAAAUUCACAAAAUGAUUUUGCCUUUCCUUGAAUUAAAUGAAGAUGAAAUAGAUGCUGAUUUCUAUAAUUGUGAAUUAAUUGUCUCAUCAGAAGAAACUUCUAAAGCCUACAUAAUUGGAUUGGACAAAAUUGAGUCAUUUAUUAAGUCCAAAGACCAAAAGGACAUGCUCAGAAACUUACUGGAUGAAAAUGAUAGAUUGAAAAUAAAGACCGAAAUUGUACAGAAAUUUGAUUCAUCGAGUUCUAAGUUGAGUUCAGAUAACAAGAUUAAUGCUGAAAAUGCAUCUAAAUUUGAUGAGGACAGUGACAUGAGUGAAAUAUCUGUAGAGGAUGAGGUUGACUGUUCUGAAUUCAUUAAAACAAAACCUGAACCAACAAAAUUCCUUAUAUCCGAAAACUCUGUCGAGUUCACUCGAUUGUCUAAAGAAGGUCAAAGUCCUGAAAGAGAAGGUUGUGGUAUACCAAAAGGUACAAACCGUACCAAAUCAAGUAAACAAAAGGGUAGUUUCGCUCAUAAGUCAUCGGUUCCUAAAAGGUUCUCUGGGAAACACAAUCUUCCUCACUCUCAACCAAAGAAAACUCUUAUCAAUAACAUUAAAGGGAAGGGAAAGCUCGUCUCAGAUUCUAAAGUUCAAACAAAGAAGACGACAACUAACCAUAGGAAGGAUAAGAGAGAAUUUGUUAAGAAUCAACAUAAAGAAAAACAAACUGAUUCAAACAAAUUGAAUAACAAAAUCAUGGUUUUCACCAUUAAAAGGAAAGACGAAACCACUUUAAUAAAACAAAUGUAUAUGCUUGAUCUUUCUAUUGCUUUUCCUUGUUUUUUUGACAAUGAAUGGUAUAUAGAUAGCGGCUGCUUGUGUCAUAUGACAAGAAGAAAGGAAGAGGUGAGAGAGUUUCGUGCUCUCAAGGAUGGUGGCUAUGUAAAGUAUGGCAAUAAUUCUUUUGGAACAAUAAAAGGCUACGAGAUGAUCAUAAAUGGAGAUUUUUCAAUCCGGAAGGUGGCUUAUGUGGAAGGGUUGCAACACAAUCUAAUUAGUGUUUCACAAUUAGUUGUGAGAACUGGCCUAAAAGUAUCUUUUGAUGAUGAAGGAUCAGAAAUUAUAGAAAAAAAACCAAAUCAGUUCUAUUGA
Lactuca sativa (garden lettuce) is the source of this 1959-nucleotide messenger RNA. NCBI's taxonomy places the organism in Eukaryota, Viridiplantae, Streptophyta, Magnoliopsida, Asterales, Asteraceae. The record is from RefSeq and is a predicted model, not a curated record.